UUCGGGCGAGGUGUACGUGUCGCGUGUUUCUCUCCCGUUGUUUCAAAUGUAAACACUGAGAGAGAGAAGAUAAUUCAUACCAGGUAUCAAGAUCCUCGCUAUUCGCAUUAUUAAAAUUGCUAAUUGUAUGUACGCGUAUAUAUUUUCCUUCGUUUUAUUUUUGUGCUAAAGAACUCAUCAAGGAAAAUCAUUAAGGUGUGUGUCGUCAGACGAAGUAAUAACCGCUCGUUAUAUCAGUGACUGACACUAGAUGAUAAUCGGUUAGAACGUAAUAAUUUGUUUUAGUGACAACUGGUAGAGGUGUAUCGAGUGAAUAUAGUGAUUUAUAUUGGAUUGACUACAUCGCAUAGAACACGUCGUAAUCUACCUGUACGGUCCACCAUGUACGUUGACCCAUAGAAUUUCGUUAAAACCACGAUGGGAAACAACAGCAGCUCCCAUCAUCACCAUGCUCAAGGUGGAGUUGCCCGCGAAAUGGGUCCUGGAUGGACCCAUUCUUUUCCAAGGGAUAUGCACAGGCAGCAUUUACAGUCUUCGGGUCACAAGGUCCUCCCCGAACCUCCCAAUCAAAGAUUACGAGCGACCAACAAUGGGAGUAUCAUCCAUAACGGUGGGACCAUCAGCGGACGGAGACCAUCCGCCUUGACGUUGCCGCAUGAUCUAAACAAGCAAGCUGCCUACCGCACCAGAAGCGCGUCUGCAUCGAAUUUCGGGCAACCCCGACCUCAAAACGGCGAUCCGCAAUAUUAUCGUCACCAGCACGGUGAUCCGAGAGAUAGGGAAAUCGCGGAGUUUAAAAGAUUCGGAAGCGAACCUGACCUCAGGUACUCUCCUACUGAACAGGGGAGAUACGAUCGACACCAAGGAUACACGGAAAGAGACGUUAAAGAACGGGACAGCAGAUACAGUAAAGGUAAGAAAAAAUACAAAGCACCCCCUCCGCCGAAUAGAGAUGGCUCAUCACCGGAUUCCUACAACUGGUCAGGUGGCCACGAUGGAGAUGCGACGAGGCCUUCCGAAGAUAUUCGACCACCACCUAGAAAAUCAAGACUUUUCAAGACCCGCGCUGAGACAAAGAGGGCUCAGUCUAACUGGACGUCGCUUCAAGAGAGGGAAACUGAUAGCAAAAGAUGGGACGACGUACAAUCGAGUAAAGAAAAUCUUGUCUGGAGGCAGCAACAAGAACGCUGGAAUAAGGACGAGAGAAGACCGAAAAUGUUCGAUGGAAAAAAUACCCUCCAACGUAGCUUGAGCAGUCCUGAGUUCCAAGCUGAAUUAAUGAAAGCUGCGAGGAAAGUCAGAAGCAAAAUGAAUCAUCAACGAGAAGGUCCAGUGGGUGAAGCUGCUCCUAUAAAUCACAGGGAAUAUCCAACAUCGAAUCAAGGGGAAUUCAUUGAUGAUCGAAGAAUCGAUGAAGCGACCACCAAACAUCGCGAAGACCGAUUCUUCGACGAACGGAGAACAGAGAAUAAAAAUGCUAGAAAUCAGGAAAUUUCAUACGAUCACAGAAGAACGGAACAAUCCGAUCUUCGGUAUCAGAAGGAAUCUUCAAAUGAUCGUCAAACUGACAGGAACUCUCGGCAGAGAGCAUUCAAAAAAUCGGCAACUUAUGAUGUUGAAGUAGAUGUGGGGCAACGACUGGCUGAGAAAAAGUUACUCAUGGAGAGAAUUGAAAAGCAAGGACAAUCCUUUGAUGAUCGACUAUCCGAUAAACAGAAACUCGACUAUUCGGAAGAAAGGAGGGCUGAUCAACAAAGACACAACGAUCGGUUAAAGGGCAAAGCCCUAGAGGAUUUUGUGGAGAUGGGAAAACGGAUUGACUCCAGAACAAGAUCGGAAAGUCCGAUGCGACAGUAUAGGGACAAAAAUAAUGAUCGGAGAAGUCAGGGCUCUGGUAGGGAGAGUACCCCAGAACCAACUAAAACUAAAGAUCCUGGCAAUUUCGACUUGCGUAAUAACAUUAAAACUGGAAUCCGAAGCAACGGCUAUAGUUACAACGAAAACAGACGUUCGGAACCUAUUCCAAAGAUAGAUAUGAAGGAGUCGAAAAGCAAGGAAAAGCUAUCAAGAAAACCAGACGUCAGAGCGCCUCCGGUAAAAAAUUGGGAAAUAUUACCGCCAGCUGGAAAAUCACCCCCAAAAACAUUCUAUUUCGGAAUGGAUCUUACAACGUCAAGAGAUCCACAAGAUUUAAUGGAACAUCAAAUGCAACAGAUUCAAUCUAGACUCAAUCAUAUCAGAGAGCCCAGCAGUUCACCUGAAACUUCACCUGGGGAGAUGGAUGACGAUAAGCCACUGCACACGGGAGACGACAUCGCUCUCAAAUUGAGGCCUACACUUCCGAAAAAACAAUUGGAAAUUCCCAGAUUUUCUCCAUCGGCUGCCUGGAGAUUACUAUCCGCGUUAGAUACACCAUAUCCAAGUAUGAGUACUGCAAGUGAAGAGGGGCCAGUUCUGUUUGAAGAACGUAUAGAACGUUUAUCCAGACCGCCCCCACCCCUAGUGGCACUUGGGCCACGUAGCUCGCACGAUAAAUCCGGUGACUCUGGAAUAUCGGGUGAUGCAGGAGCUGUUAACGACGAUUCGUUGGAUAUAAUUACAAAUCGGGCAAAGGGUUCAAUCAGACCAACUUGGACACCCCAACAAGACCUAGGCGAAGAGUCUAGCAGUGAUGCAGGUGUCGAUUCCCCACCACCCAUGGCAACGCCAGUUAAAUUCCCUCCAAGACCCCACGUUUUUUCGCUCUCGCUACCAAGAGAUGAUAACAGAAUGUCUCUAUACAAUCCGGAAUACAAAAUCAAGGAAUCUUCUUUUAACUCGCUGCAAAAAUUAAAGAGAUCCGUCUCGGGGGCCCUGGGAUUGGGGGCUCUAGACGUUGACAGAAAACAAGACAGUGAUGUUUUAGAUGGAAACUGGCUUUUAUCGACGAGUGCUCCAAACUCUUUGCAACAUAGUCAACCUAAUGGAGAAGGAACUGGCACACCAUCUCCGGGAUGGGAGACAAAUUUUGUAGAGAAUGAAGAUGAAGGAAAGCCUGACUUUCCCAUAAUCAUGAAACCACCCUCAUUUUCCUAUUUGGCAUCAGGUGGACACGUCAUGUAUUUACCUGAAUCCAACGGUACCGUUUAUCAGACGCAGAGUCUCAAUUAUCGUAAUACCAGUUCCGAAGACAAAAAUUCAAAUAAUUCCAAUUCAAGAUAUAAAAAGAGUUCAACCGAGUCUAAGAAAGUUUGUAGAUAUCCCAAUUCAGAUGCUCAAAAAUAUCCCAAAGAAUCGAAAGAAUUCGGACUCUUCAGAGACCGGCGCUUCACCGAUGGGGGUUUAAGGUCCAGAAAAUUUUCUAACUUUUCAAAGUCAUGUGAAAACAUUUCUGAAAUGAAACAGAGAGAACGAUCGCCAUCGCCUGGGCCAGAAAAUUUACAAGAUGUUAAAGACAGUUCAUCAGAUUUGAAAGUCACGGCCAAACGAAGCUCCAAAAGUAAACGAUUUACAUUCCAAUCAACCGUACGACAGAUAGAAAGACGCCGAUUGGCAGAAAAAUUAUCCCGGGAAGCCGAGGCUAAAGAGCAACAGAGAAAAGGAGAAUUGGAAGCCAUGAGGAAAGUUGAGGAAGAAUUUCAGAAAAAACGUGCCAGGGAAAAAGCGAACAUCAGGCAACAAUUGAGACUAUUCAAUCUGGAUGAAACUACUGGAAGUUUACCAGUUGUGUGGGACAGCGCAUCUUUAUCUCGCGCAGAACCUGAUGGUGCUCCGUCCUCAUCAGCAUCAUCCCCAACUUCAGCACCUCAGAGUAAAUUAACGGCAACCAGAAAAAAUAGUGGUAGCAGCGACGAAUAUAAUCGUAAGGCUCAAAUUUCUGCCCACGUACCCACUGAGUAUCGUCAUCAGCAACAACAACGAGAGUACAAAGACUAUAGGUCAAGGUAUUAUGAUUGUGGACCUGAAAGUGCGCCGCACAUCGAGUUUAAGCAGACUACAGUUCACCCUAAAGUGGUCUACGAUAUUCCCAAGAGCGCACCUGUCUAUGUCGAUGCAAAGAUUCAUCCUAACAAAUCAGUAAAUCUUAAUUCCACGCCAAGGUCAGACAACUAUAGGAAAGAUUUUGCACACGGUGCUGUAGCAGCAAGAUCGUCGCUGGCAAGCAGCGAUAGUGAGUUAUCUCAACCAAAUACGAGGCCGCAUUCUCGACAAACGGCGAAUAAAGUCAGAAUACAUCGAUCUAGGUCGGCGAGCCCAGCUAGAAGCCACGAGGAUGCCAGCUCAGAGGAAGAAUGUCCCGUCGAACCAAUAACGCGUGAACGAAUACCUGCAAAUAAUUUGAUGCUGAACGCAAUCCAACCAUUUGUGAGGGAAAAAAGUUAUCGUCCAAUAUCUUACAACCCCCAAUCCCCUCCGCCUAUUCCUAGUUAAUUACUUUUAACAAAGUCACGACCUUUAUCUGUUAAUAACUAAUAAUUAAAAAUAUUAAUAUAUUGAAUAAAAAUAGUUUGAUUGAUAUUUUAUAUACAAGAUUAUGUAAUAUAUAACUGUUUUCUGUUUCUACAAAUUAUAUAAUCUAUUAAAAAUCCUUCCAAAGAGAAUUAUUUCGCAAAUACAUUGCCCCGAAGUAUGAAGAGCUAAUUAUAAGUUUACUUAGACUUUAGGGAUACCCUAAACUGAAAAAAUUCAAGUGAUUUUAUAGUAACAGUUGAAUUUGGUGCACAGAACUUCUUACACCACUCAUAAUCAAUCAGGAGCAAUACCAUCGGAAGCCAGUAGACUGCUACGAAUUCCAUUGCAUGAUCUACUGGAGGCAAUUUUGAAAUUUAUACACAUAAGUAUGUGCAAUCAUCAAGUAUGAUUCAUAUGGUAUAGAACUAGGGAUAUGAAUUCCACAGAAAAAUAAAAACAGACUGUAAACUGUAAAAUGCUGUGAAAUUUCUAGAAAAUCAAAUCUUGAUUUGUGCAUGUUUAGAUAAAUUGUUAAUAGUAAUUCUUACCAGAUGUGUUCCAUCUAGUACACUUUUUUGUAAACCAAUAUUGUACAUUCAAAUAGCUAUAUUAUAUAUAUUUCUACCUAUGCAAGUAUUAACAAAAAAAAAAAAUCAAUCAAAGAUAUAUAAAUACAUACUUUACCCAUACUGUACACCGUCUAGUUAAUCGGCAGAGAAACACUACGGUGAGGUACAGUACAUAGUGUAAUUAAUUUUGGGAAAUACAUAUUAUAAUAUACUGGGGCUUAGGGAAUAUAAUGUUAUUGUAAUUAUGUACAGGGAAUCUACAAACAACAUUUGCUCAUGUAAUGUAAUCAAAUAAAAAGAUGUAUUGUUAUUAAA
Molecule: messenger RNA, 5315 nt
Organism: Athalia rosae (coleseed sawfly)
Lineage: Eukaryota; Metazoa; Arthropoda; Insecta; Hymenoptera; Athaliidae
Exons: 9
Coding region: 418-4410 (1330 amino acids)
Source: RefSeq, a predicted model, not a curated record